Molecule: messenger RNA, 3741 nt
Organism: Tripterygium wilfordii
Lineage: Eukaryota; Viridiplantae; Streptophyta; Magnoliopsida; Celastrales; Celastraceae
Exons: 6
Coding region: 557-3442 (961 amino acids)
Source: RefSeq, a predicted model, not a curated record
UACAUCAUACACCAUUCUUUGGACAGGCUUCGCUGCGCGUGGGAUGUUUGUCUCUUUCUCUCUCUACUGUAACACACCAUAGAGAUUACACCCACUCUCUCUGUCUCUUCUUUCUCUUGAGCCGAAGAAGGCCGGAUCAGCCUUUUCCACGCCAGAGCAUAAGGUUCUCUCUUUUUCCACUGCCAAAUGCAGAGCCUUUGACCCUCAAGAUCAUUUCCUGGGACUUUGCACCUAACACACCCUUCUCCAUUUGCUUUAGCUUGAUUUGUUCAUCAUUUUAUCCAAUCACUUUUGCUCCUUUACGUCCAGUCAUGUAGAUACUCACUGCACGUAUACAAAAAGCCUAUUGUCCAGUUCUGCUCCUUUUUGCAGGACCAUUCUUUGCUGCAUUGUGGGUUUUAGCUUCUUCGUUCGAAAAAAGUUUCUGGCUUCUUAGUUUGUUCCUUGUGGGUUUUACAGAGAUUUUAGGGAAUUUGCAAUUUGAUUGCUGUUCUUAAGGGGAUUUGGGAUCUGUAGUGAUCUGGGUGGUUAGAAUUUCUUUUUGUUGUUCUUGAAAAUGAGCGACGCGACUGGGAAAACGACAGGGUCGUCUUUGGCCAUCUUAGAGAAGAAGACUUGCAGACCUGGUGGUUGUGUGGGCAUUCUCUUCCAUCUCUUCGAUUGGAACCGUAGGUUUGUAAAGAAAAAGCUCUUAUCCCGGAGACUACUUCCACCAGCUCGUGCAAAACUAGUUUCAAAGAAGUUUGGAGAUGAGAAGAUGCCCAAAGCAAAGCUUAAACUGAUUGCUGACGAGAAGAGAGAGGGUUUUGCAAAUGUAAAGACAAACGGGAAUCAUAGUGUUUCUGAUGAUAAGGGGCAAACCCAUGAAAUGCGCGAUCCGGGUUUGGUUGCUAGGCUUAUGGGCCUUGAAUCCAUCCCAGAUUUGAAAAGAGAUAGGCCGAAAAAGGUUUCAGAUGCGGGGGGAGAGAAAUUUGUUACUAGUCCUGCUGGAUGUGAAAGGGGGGAUUUAAGUUUAGACAAGGUAAAUACAAAGCUUGAUUUCAGACCUCAAAAGCUUCAGAAAACAGGACAAUGCCACAGACAAGCUGUAACUAGAUUUGGUGCUGAUGCAUUGAAUAUUAAGAGUGUAUUGUCGCGAAGUAGAAAGCAUCUCCCCAAGCUUGCUCCCCCGGUGAAAAGUCCGAGGAUAUCCUCUGUGAGGGAUUCAUGUAGGGCAUCUAGGUUGAUUGAUGCUGCUUCAAGAAUUCUGGAACCUGGUUUGCGGGCUACAAAUAGAGCAAAAUGCACUCUUACUUAUUCAAGUUCCAUGCAGUGUCAAGGGAAAGAUGGUGUUUUGACUGAGGAAGCAGGAGUUCUGUCACCAGAUAUAGCGAUCCAAUCCGAUUACAAUGUGAAUGUGGGAACAGAUUUGAUGGGUCAGACUUCUUGCAAAAAUUGUAAUAAUACGGUUGAUGUUGGCAGUUCAAGAGUAAAUUUGGAGGAUCAGCCAUUUAUUUCUCCGCUUUCUGCUCUGAAUGUAGUCAAUGCCUCUUCAGUGGAAGUAGGAAGAAGUAAGGCAAGGGUACCUGUGCCCUCUCUUGAGCAGGAAAGAGAAGCAAUGUCUCAGAGACGUCGAGACCAAGCUCAUGAUGAUCCCACAGUGGAUAGGAAACAUGGAUGCCAAGAAGGUCAAGCUCAUUGGCAUUUGACAAGCCCUCAGUGCAAGGUUCCAAGAGAUGAAUCAUCUUCUUGUGCCUCCAAGAUCAGGACUCAAACUUCGAAUCGGAUGCCUUUCGCCAGGGAGAGAAUGCCGCCAAGAGCUAAAUCAAGUAAUUUACGAAGCAGGAGAACGUCAGCUGUCGCCAAUGCUGUCACUGAAGCCAAAGAUUUUAUUUCUUUGAACAGAAGCUUAAGUGGUCGCACCCCACUAAGGCUACCUCCUGAGGUGGAUACUUCUAAGUUUGAUGCUAAUAAACGAUUUAGUAACGUGCAGGAUAAAUCCUUAUCAAAUUUGAGAACCCCAGUGCGGAAAAGGAGGACAAUAAGUGUCAAUAGGCAAACUGAGAGUCCUUGUGGCAGUUCUGCAUUUGGAAAACAGAGAAACGUCAAAUGUGGUGGUGUGACUGGGAAAGAGAUGGGGCUCAAUGCUCCCUCCCAGGGCAUUACAAGGAGAUCAGCUGCUCAUUGCGACCUUGAUAGACCCACUACCCAUAAGGACAAUGGUAUUGUAUCUUUUACCUUCAAUUCCCCACUGAAAUAUAAGGCUGGAAUUUCCUCUCAACUGAAGCUGAAAAGAGACAAUCAAAUUGACGUUAUUAGAAAUAAUACUUCUGAACAGCACAAGCAAAUAGUGGAUGAAAGUGUGAAACAUGUGUCUUUGCCGAAGCAAUUUCCAUUGAAAGGAGAUACUUUGGGUGCUCUUCUGGAACAAAAGUUGAAGGAAUUGGCUUGUGAAGAAGAGGAUGAAGUGGUAACUGGGGGUAAUCCAGCAAAGAGAUCUACUGCUACUAUUCUUCAGGAGCUAGUAUCUGCUUUAACUGCGGAGCAGCCUAUGUAUGAAGAUUGUCAUAUGUUUGAUGCAGAAAAUGCUUUCCAGAGCAAAACAAAGAUAGGAGGAACUUCUGUUGGAUUUUCAACUGAUGCUGAUCAUCUCAGCCCUGGAUCUGUUCUUGAAGUUUCAUUCUCAACUGACAGUUGCGUUUCCAGCUGUGUAGAUAAUAGCUCUGGACAAAGGCUGAAUUUUGAUUCCAUGGACUACUAUGAGCAGUUCCAACCAAUGGAACCUGAUCUGGACCUCCUUGAUUCAGCAACCUUCUUUAAUGAAACAAAUAUUGAAGACAAGGCAGUUUCCCACAUUUCAAACCAUGUUUCUGAGAUGCUAAAUAGCAUCAACUUUGUAGGUCUUGGGUUGACUGGAAAGCAGCUUAGUCAUGCAAAGGGGGUUAUCCUGAAUGCUGAACUGUUUUUCGGAAUUGCAACUCAGCAACACGCAGAUGGAAUAAAAAGAGAUUUUUUCUUCAGCCCCUUUCUACUUGACGAAUUAGAAUCUCUCGCCUAUGAGAUGUGGACGAACAUCAACUGGCUUCCUGUUUUUAUUGAGACCAAAGAAGGAAAUAAUCUAUUUAGAGGAUUCCUUUUCGACUCUGUCAUAGAAGUAUUAGAUUCGAAAUAUUGCCGGUACUUUAACUCCGGAUUCAAGUCCUUUGCAAGAUUGCCAUCAUACAUGAAUGCAGAAAAGCUUGUUCGAGAUGUUGGAGAAGAGAUUCAAAGGUGGGAAAGUCUUGUUGGGAUGCUUCCGGAUGAACUACUAGAUUGGGAUAUGAGUCACUCCUUAGGCAAAUGGGUAGAUUUUGAUAUUGAAGCAUUUGAAAAUGGUGCAGACAUAGACUGGGACAUACUUCAAAUUCUGGUCGAGGAAAUUGUGGUAGACUUGUGGGAGUGCAGGCUGACUUCUUCUGAGUGACAUACUUUCGUGCAUUUGUUUCUUCUGAGUGACUUGUGACGCUACAUGCUUUAACUUGCUCUGUACAAAUCGGUGGGGGGUGACGGGUGAUAUUUAUUCAUAAGGAUUUUUGGAUAAUGUAGUCAUGAUCAUUGCUGAUGUACAUGAUUUUCUUGGAUGUUGCUUUGUUUCGGAAUAGCCGGAGAGGCAGCUUAUGAUAGUUUUCUGGGUGAAAAUAGAUAGCUUUCUGUGAUGGAUUUGUACUAAGAUUACUUGGCUGGUUUCCCAUAAAUUCUAGGGAGAAUAACAUGUUGAACUGA